Molecule: messenger RNA, 2700 nt
Organism: Haliaeetus leucocephalus (bald eagle)
Lineage: Eukaryota; Metazoa; Chordata; Aves; Accipitriformes; Accipitridae
Gene: SH3BP2
Product: SH3-domain binding protein 2
Exons: 13
Coding region: 28-1701 (557 amino acids)
Biological process (GO): signal transduction
Molecular function (GO): SH3 domain binding
Source: RefSeq, a predicted model, not a curated record
GUCACCCAGCAGAAGUAAUUCUGAUGCAUGGUUAUUCAUAUUUUCACAGGACUGCCUUACCUAGCAGAUGAAGGAUUCAGAACGAUGGCCUCACAGGAGCAGGUCUGGCCAGUCCCAAUGAAGGCAAUUGGAGCACAAAACCUUUUGACAAUGCCUGGAGGAGUGACCAAAUCAGGGUAUCUUCAUAAAAAGGGAGGCACCCAGCUGCAGAUCUUGAAGUGGCCAUUGAGAUUUGUGAUUAUCCAUGAGGGAUGUAUUUACUAUUUUAAGAGCAGCACAUCUGCAUCUCCACAGGGUGCAUUUUCUUUGAAUGGUUACAACAGGGUUAUGCGGGCAGCUGAGGAGACAACAUCAAGCAAUGUGUUUCCUUUCAAGUUAGUUCACAUUAGCAAGAAGCACAGGACGUGGUUUUUUUCAGCUUCAUCUGAAGAUGAAAGAAAGAGUUGGAUGCUAUCCUUGAGGAAGGAAAUUGAUCAUUACCAUGAGAAGAAAGAAACAAUAACAGAAUUCAGUGACUCUGGUUCUGAUGCAGACAGUUUCUAUGGCUCAGUAGAACGUCCCAUUGAUAUCAAGUAUUCUCAUCAUUCAGCAGAUAAUGAAGAUUACGACCAGGAGGAAGAGGAUGAGUCUUACUUGCAGCCAGACACUUCUGACAUAGUGAAAGAUGAUAUGGUCCUGCCCCCAGCCUACCCGCCUCCACCGGUUCCUCAUGUCAGAAAAGCUAACUUCUCAGAAUCAAGGGCAAAUUCCUUUGCUGGCAAAUCUACUGUGCCAGUACCACCACCGCCUCCUAAAAGAAGCUUACCUGAUAUCAAACCAGAGGAUCUCUUAAACAUGAGAGAACCCCUGUUACAGUGCCGAGCUGAACCUAAUCUAAAGAUUCAAUCCUCAAGCCGGAGACUAAGUGAACAGCUGCCCCCCGUGCCCACUAUACCUGUUUUCAAAAAGCCGGUAUAUGUCAAAGAAUCUUGCUCAUUGCCUCCAGAGCCUCUGCCUCUAGCUCAAGUUGUUUCUACUCCAGAAGGAUGUGAGAAGCUAAAAACCUUAAACCUUUCACUGCGAACUCCUCCUCCGCUACCAGGCAGUAAACCCAAGCUGUCACAGUUUACUGAAAAAACAGUAGAGCCCAAAGUGCCAAGAGAACAUGGUAAACCUGGACUGUUUGUGCCACCAGUGUUCCCAAAGCCACCUGUGCCAAGCCACCAGCCCCCUGGAAUCAAGCCUAGACCAGAGAAGUCUUCAUGUUCCCAGUUACAGAGAUCACCACCAGAUGGGCAGAGUUUUAGAAGCUUUUCAUUUGAAAAACCAGCACUACCCUCUAAGCCAAACCAACCUGAUGAUGAUUCUGAUGAUGACUAUGAAAAAGUUGGGCUCCCUGCUUCAAUAUUUCUUAAUACUUCUGAAUCCUUUGAAGUUGAAAGGACAUUUAAAGCUAGUAGCCCGCGGGGCCGACCGCAAAAUGGAUUGUACUGUAUUAGGAACUCGUCUACUAAGCCUGGAAAGGUAUUGGUUGUAUGGGAUGAAUCUGCAGAAAAAGUGAGAAACUACAGAAUCUUUGAAAAGGAUUGCAAGUUUUACCUGGAUUCAGACAUCAUGUUUUUGAACAUGGGAAGUUUGGUCGAGUACUAUAGCAUUCAUGUCUUACCUAGUCAUGACAGCCUUAUUCUUCGGUGUCCUUAUGGUUACUCUAAACCAAGGUGACAUGACUGGCAUAAUUCACUGAUGCCUAGGACAAAUGGGUUCCCUACUGCCCUUGAAUUAAAUGUGGACUCCUGCCACUGUUGGACAUCCCAUUGUUUGCACACAGAAACUGACUCUGUUUCAGCCACUUAUUCUCACAUUCAUUGUAUAUAAAGUCCAUUUAAUGAACUCUUGGUAAAACCUUACAAUCCAGAUCAGUGGAUUUUAUGGUCUUUUCUUUUAAAAAGAUCUGAACUGAUUAUGCUGUGAAAGCUGUCCAUGAUACCUACACCUUUUAUAAAACUGCUGCUAUUACUAAUCUCCUUGGAAUGUGGAAGAUGGACACAAACAAAGUAGUGGUCUGAAUACAACCAAUACAGAAACGGGAAACUUCUGAGAGUGUAUCAGAAUUCACUUGUGACAGGGAAUACUAAUAUUCUGACUUGAAGGUAUUACUCCUUAAGUCAGCACUGGUGCUCAACUGAGAGUUUUUGUAUUACUUGUAUAGUUGACAUGUAAAUAAUGAAGACUUCUGUGCAAAUAAUUUGGUUUACUAUAGGUUAAGAUGAUCAGAAAAUUGGCUUUUUUUUAAGCCACCUCAUGUAAAUGUAGCUUCUGAUUACAAUGUCUGCAGUAAUCAAUAUCAGGGUACUAUCCAACUGAUAUGGUUGUGGCAUCCCACAUGUUACUUAAUGACUUGCAUUUCAGAGACACGUGGAAUAAUAUUGAUUUGGCUUUCAUGGCAGCCCAAUUCCUUAGUUCUGAACUGGAAGGGUAGGUGCCACUAGUAUUUUUAAUGGGUAUGAGAAAAGAGAAAGGACUACUUAGGAUUAAGGGGGAAGGGAGGGAAUCUUUUGAGUACCCCAAAUUCUGACUAGCAGUUUUCUCUCACAUUGCUGUAAUGAAAGGUUCUUUAAAACAAAACACACAAAAACCCCAUAAAACCAUGAGUGUGAUGCUACUAUCAACUCCAUAAAUCUUUGUGGUCAGUCUCUUAGGAUCAGGUUGUCAGCCCGUUGC